UACGAAAUUUCCAAUGAAAGAAUAAAUAAGAAAAACAAAGUCCAAAAAGCAAAGUGCCUAAAGUUGUGUACAGCAGGGGAAAAGAGAAAGAACACAGAAAGCUCCCAUAACCAAACAAGGAAAACCAGGGGAAAACUUUCUUGGGGGAAAAUGAUCCUCCAAAAUUCCCGAUGAAAUAACAAUCAAGAAGAUCAAGAAUCACAAAACCCAGUAUUAUAACUGAGAUUUUUCCAGACACAGACAAAGAAAUCCAAGUAUUGGGAAGAUGAUAUCAUCCUUUGCGUCACAGUCUUCUUCUUCUUCUUCUUCGCCUUCUCCGGCGUCAUCAGUUGCGGUUCGAGUGGAGAAGGCCACAAGCGAGCUCCUGAUGGGCCCCGAUUGGACUCUGAAUAUUGAUAUCUGUGAUACCAUCAAUUCCAACCAUUGGUUAGCCAAAGAUGUUGUGAAAACUUUGAAGAAAAGGUUGCAGCACAAGAGUCCUCAAGUGCAGUUACUUUCUUUGACGCUUCUGGAAACAGUGGUGAAAAACUGUGGUGAUAACGUGCACUUUCAAAUUGCAGAGAGAAAUAUACUGCAAGAUAUGGUCAAAAUUGUAAAGAAGAAGACUGAUAUGCAUGUGAGGGAUAAAAUCCUGGCUCUGCUAGACUCUUGGCAACAGGCAUUUGGUGGCCCCGGAGGAAAAUACACUCAAUACUAUUGGGCUUACGAUGAACUGAGACGUUAUGGUGUACAAUUUCCCCAGCGUGCUAAUGAUGCGGCUCCAAUUUUCACUCCACCUAGACAGCAUCAACCAGGUUAUGGAAUGCCAAGCAAUUCUUCAAGAAGACUUGAUGAAGCCAUGGCUGCUGAGAUGGAAGACUUAAGUUUGUCGACCAUUAGUUCAAUGGGAGAUGUUCUUCAUCUCUUAGCUGACAUGCUGCAAGCUGUGAAUCCCAACGAUCAUACAGGUGUGAAAGAUGAAGUUAUAGUUGAUCUUGUAGACCGUUGCCGUGCCAAUCAAAAGAAACUUAUGCAGAUGUUAGCCACGACCCGGGAUGAAAAGCUUCUAGCAGAGGGUCUUGAAUUGAACGAUAGUCUGCAAAGUGUGCUUGCGAAACACGAUGCCAUCGCUUCUGGUGCCGUAUUUCCAAACUCAGUCCCUGCCAUUGAUGAGCGAUCAUCUGAGACGCGGGACCCUGCCCUAAAUAUAGCUGAAGAAGGGCCUAAUGAUACAGCAGCAGGGGAUGCCAACCCUCCAAAACCCAUAGUAGAUGAAGAAGAGGAAGAUGAAGAUGACGACUUUGCUCCGUUGGCUAGAAGGCAUUCCAAAAUGCAGCCUCAGAUGAAGAAGGAUGGGGGUUGUUCAGACAGUUCCUUCUCUGGUUCGGCGGCCAUGAACAGUGCCUUGGUUCCUUGUGACCCACCAGCGCCAAUCAAGACCCAAGGCGAGGAUAUGAUUCAAGAGCUCUUGGGGGGAUUAACAUUGGCGACAACUGUGUCUUUUCUGCCGCCUCAUACCCCAACACAAGACCACACAAACCAGACGCCGCCGACGCCGCCUCUUUCUCCUCCUCCCAUUACCACCACCAAUCAACACGGCCACCACCAGACUUCUUUCAACAACUAUGUAGCUCCCUGGGCUAGGGUGUCGCCCCCUCCGUCCGAACCUCAUCCACCCCCACAAGUACAAUCUCAUCACUUCAACAAUCUCCCACACUACCCCCCUCCGCCUUGGGCUGCAACACCCGGUUAUUCCAUCACCAAUCCCCCAAACCAUUCACCACCCGUCACUGCAAAUGGUGGAAGCAAUCCAUCUAUGACUGGAACUGGUGCAAGGACCAGUGCUGGACCUGGCAUAUCAUCAUCAAUCCCCACUGCAGCUAAUGCACACAGAACAUUUGUUCCAUCAUAUAGGUUGUUUGAAGAUCUCAAUGUUUUUGGUAAUGAAGACGGGAAACUGAAGACGACAGCCAACGCAUCUGGAGGCAUGUCUGGAAAGCAAACAUAGUUCAAUUCCUUGGGAAAACAUUGGUUUGAUUUUUGGAGUCUCUUGUGAUUAUGAUUCCCAAUAUCUGCAGUGUUAUGGUUUUUCGUUUGAGUGCAUAAAAAUGGUCUGUCAAUAGAAGAUUUUCACACUGUAAACUAAUUGCGUGCAAAUAUCAGUGCUACAUCUUAAAUCAAAUGUUCAAGUUUUA
Messenger RNA from Cuscuta campestris, 2174 nucleotides. The record is from the annotation of a GenBank genome assembly. Lineage: Eukaryota; Viridiplantae; Streptophyta; Magnoliopsida; Solanales; Convolvulaceae.